UGUAUCAUUAGUUAAGAUCCUACAGUCACAGCAUCAGUAACAGCUUCUACUAGUAACAAAAUCCAACAAUGACAUUUUCAAAAAUCUAUUCUGGAAUCGGAGCAGUACUUCUGUUUGUCGUUUGCUUGGCAAUAAUGGAUUUUUCAGUUGGGGAACAAAGGAUGUGUGGCCAAGGAUUGAGAAAAACCAUGGAAAUGAUGUGUCCAAACGGUUUUGGAGGAUACAAAAUAAAAAAACGAAGCGGAUUAAAUCUUGAUGAAGACUUUAGUAUCGAAAACACAGACGAAGACUUCAAUUUUGGCUUGAGUCUUGAUAUGUUACCAUUCUUGACAAGCAUGGAAAAUAGCGGUUUAGCAAAGAUCCGGCGACGCAGACACGGAGUUGCACAUGAAUGCUGUGAUAAGCCUUGCAAAAUGAGUGAAUUGUUAUCUUAUUGUCUUUAAUUGUUUAUUCUUAUUUGCGACUCUGGAUAAUGUGACUGGAUGUAUAGUUUACAUAUAAAAAUGCGAUCUUAAUUUGAAUUCUAAA
This is a messenger RNA of Episyrphus balteatus (marmalade hoverfly), 528 nucleotides long. Its product is annotated as probable insulin-like peptide 5. The record is from RefSeq and is a predicted model, not a curated record. Gene Ontology annotation, cellular component: extracellular region. Bases 69 to 443 code for a protein of 124 amino acids. Gene Ontology annotation, molecular function: hormone activity. NCBI's taxonomy places the organism in Eukaryota, Metazoa, Arthropoda, Insecta, Diptera, Syrphidae. The transcript is spliced from 2 exons.